Messenger RNA from Branchiostoma floridae (Florida lancelet), 1365 nucleotides. RefSeq names its product L-gulono-1,4-lactone dehydrogenase-like. NCBI's taxonomy places the organism in Eukaryota, Metazoa, Chordata, Leptocardii, Amphioxiformes, Branchiostomatidae. Gene Ontology annotation, molecular function: oxidoreductase activity, acting on the CH-OH group of donors, oxygen as acceptor; flavin adenine dinucleotide binding. The record is from RefSeq and is a predicted model, not a curated record.
UCUUCUUCUGCUACGCUCCCUGUGUUCAUAAAUGAAACUGCAGGGAUAUCUACGCCUUUCUUUGACGUCAUCAAAUUAGAGAUGAAUCACGUACAGAAGAACGCGUCCCGCCUGACUAAUGGUACACCCUACUGUUCUCACGGGUUCUUCUGACCUUGCCACUCCCUCUGCGAGUUACCGCACAGAAAGAUGACACAGAAAAUAGAGCACAGGGCAUGUAUUAUUCAGUAUCUGGUCAGAGGCUCGGCUGGAGGUUCUAGAGUCACUAUUACGUUUAAUUUAUGAAGGUUAGACUACUAGGUCUCUACAACUGAAUGAAAACGGAGAUGCAUUUCUGGACAUUUCGAGUGACAUACAUCACUCUUCGUUAGCGUCACUAGUAUGAACUGGUCACUAUUAUUAAUCUGUUUCUAUUUUUCCCAACCUCUCUUUUCAUUGUGGUAAAUUGACUAUAAAGUCCAUACAUAAGCAUCUCCUUUGUCGACGAUGUAUGGACAAUAUAUCUGGAUUAAUUCAAACAAUAACAUGAACUUUUAUUGUAGUUUUCAAUUUUAGUGGCUAUACAAUGAAAUAUAAAAUAAACAGUGUCACUGAGGAAAGGUAGUGGAUUCUAACUGAUGUCUGAUGUUUCCAAAAUCAUAUCUAGUUUAUUCGUUAUUAGUUGCUUGAGUAACUGCUAUUUGACGUAUAAAGGUUUUCGUAUUUUCAUAUUUGACAUAUUACAGCACCUUCCAACACACAAUAUUUCCUUUAAAAAAGUUAAGGUUAGACUGUUUUCCCCAAUAUAAUGCUGUCACGAAAUGAAGAUGACCUCUAACAGAGGAAGAGUUAUCAUGAUCCGCGUGAACUCGUGCACACAGGCAGGUAUACGUACAAAGGUGACCCCGGCGUAAACACCUGGUCCGACCAGUUCUUACCUCCCACACGUCAGCCAGGUGAGCUGUGUAACACGCCCGUAUGAAGCUGGACACGUCGUUUAAGAACCGUGGGAAGGACGGUCUGGACCCCACCUGGCAGAUCGCGGCGGUAGUGCACCACGCCAGCCUCCACAACCUGCGGGUCCGCGCGGUGGGUGUCGGGUACUCCUGGUCCAAAAUGACCAGUACCAGAGACAUAUUGAUAGACAUGUCCGGCCUAACCCGCGUCAUCACCAAAAAGCCACAAAAAUAUUUCGAGAAGUACCACCUCGUCGAGGUGCAGGCUGGGAAGGUGGUUCGGGAGUUUGUCCGUGAAAUCGACAUCAAGUUCAAGUUGGCCCUUCCUGGAAUGGACAACUUCAUGGGGCAGACGGUGGGCGGGGCCGUGUGUACGUCAGCACACGGGUCAGGGUUCAACUUGCAGAGCAUACACAUAGAGGACAUGUAG